CACACGUCUAAAUUAGACCAAAGAUGAUAAGAGCACAAAGCAUUAUAAUAAUUCCGCCGGGCUCCUCCUCCUUCCAGCCAUGCGUCCUAAUUAAUGGGACACCCCCAGUCGCAAAAAGCCCCGCACUGGACUGCAACAUAGUCAAAGAGUGAAAGGGAAGAGGGCGAAAGUGCCACUGGAGAUAAUUGAUUACCUACCAAUCAAUGAUAACUUGUUAGUAAUCGUCAACUCUUUGGACCUCGCCAUUUUCAGGGAGGCAUCUCACUCCUGCGGACUUGCUGCUCCCGAGGAUCGACACUUUGAAGACAUCCCAUUUUGGAAUAAGAUUUUCUUUUCUUCAUUCUCUCCUCCGUGAUUGUUUUUUUUUUUUUUAAACCUCCCAACUGUUAUGUGACUUUUUUUCCUCGAUUGCAUCGCUCGUUUUUAACCGCUGAAUAUUUCAACGAAGUCCUUUACAAACUCUGCGCACAACCAAUGAUGACAUCCAAAGAAGUGGCCAAAUGUGAUGCAGUGGAAAACAGGAGGCGAAGUCCGCUGGACCACUUGCCGCCUCCUGCCAACUCCAACAAGCCUCUGACCCCCUUCAGCAUCGAGGACAUCCUGAACAAACCGUCUGUGAAACGAAGUUACACAAUUUGCGGCACAGCUCAUUUAAUUUCGUCCUCUGAGAAGCACCGUCCGUCCAGCAUCCCUCUGUCCAGCCGGGCUCUCCUCAACCAAACCUCCCCGCUCUGCGCGCUAGAGGAGCUGGCCAGCAAAACCUUCAAGGGGCUGGAAGUCAGCGUUUUACAGGCUGCGGAAGGCCGGGACGGGAUGACUCUGUUCGGCCAGAGAAGCACCCCGAAGAAGCGUCGGAAGUCUCGGACGGCGUUCACCAAUCACCAAAUCUACGAGCUGGAGAAGCGCUUCCUGUACCAGAAGUACCUGUCCCCGGCCGACCGGGACCAGAUCGCUCAGCAGCUGGGCCUGACUAACGCGCAGGUCAUCACGUGGUUUCAGAACCGGAGGGCCAAGCUAAAACGGGACCUGGAGGAGAUGAAGGCCGAUGUGGAGUCGGCCAAAGCCGUCGGCCAGGUCCCCUUGGACAAGCUCGCCAAGCUGGCGGACCUGGAGAAAUGCGCCAACGGCACGCUGGGCCACCCACGAGCCGAUUCCCCAGCGCGGGGCGGCCAGCAGGAGCUCGAGCUCGCUCAGAAACUGCGGAACUCGCCGCUGUCUCCGUUCUCAGACCACACAACUAGUAAAGAGUGCUCAGAGGACGAGGACGUGGAGAUUGAUGUGGAUGACUGAUGUCGCAGCGUGGGGCUGGAAGGUCGAAACACAAAAAGACGAUUAAAAAAAAUCCUACCGAGGACUUGUAACUUACUGCUUAUAUUGUAUACCAUAUCUCAGAACAUGUACCAAAAUGUAAUGACUUUUAUAUCGGCAGAGAUAGACCUAUUCAUAGUGAAGCAUGAACACAGAACAACACAUAUGCAGUGGUAUUUUACAAUGUAUUCAUUAGCAAACUGUUACUUCUUGCAAUCAAAGCAAUAUGGUCUAAAAUGACAUAAGUAAGUUAUUAUUUUUUUACACUAUAGGCCCACACACACUUACACUUACACUUAAACAAACACACACACACACACACACACACACACACACACACACACACACACACACACACACACACACACACACACACACACACACCUGUUCCAUUGCCUUUUCUAUAAGGCCUACCCUCACACACACACACACACCCCGAUGAAAGUGCUCCAGUUUUUCAUAUGUUUUGCAUGUAAAUGCAUGAUUUGAUUUGUGAUCAUUAUCUAUUUAUUUUUACUUUAUUGUUUUUUUAUUUAAUUGUUUUUGUGUUUUCUGUGAGCCAAAUCGCCAUUGAGUCACUGUGUCACUGCCGGCUCUUCUUCUUCUUCUUCUCCUCCUCCUCCUCCUCCCCCUCUUCAUCAUCUGACUGGACCCCCUUGACUUCAGUUCAUAUUCGGCGUCCCGAUGCUGCAGUGCAUGAUGAUGAUCGGAAAGGCAAAACUCGGACAUUCACAGUUAUGCGUUUUAUGGGAAUGCUCACGCGACGGCGAGGAACAAAAAUGAAUAUUGCGGUGAUUUUGACAAGCGAUAGGCUACUUUUUAGAUUUAUUGUUUGGAUACAAUAUAUUUACAGUUAUUAAUUUGUUAUGUUUUGUACACCUGUAAGUGCCUUUCUAAAAUCAGGACAUCAUUUGAAAAACCAAUGCACAGACUGUAAUGUAUAUAGGCUACUAUGGGAAUAAAAUGGCUUUUCUGAAUAUAUCUUUUACGUUGUAAUUCUUGAAUUAAUAUCGAGGUUUUUUUUUAUUAUUAUAGAUAUAAUAGCAUGGGCUUUAUUUUCUAGUGAGGACAACAAAUCAUUUUAGAAACACGCUCUCCUUGCCAAAUCUGGGCGUGUGAGCCUAUCAAAAGCGGUCCAUUUAGAGCACUUAUUAUACUGAACUAUUUUGUCCCUUUGUGUCCUUUUCUACUAGGAUGCUUUAAACAUUUUGUGGCCCGGAAUCUCACAUCUCCUUUCAUAUCCUAAAUGCGUAUCAUGGCUUCUUGACCCUUAUACGUGUUUCUCCAUUCGUGGCAAAAAUUUAUGUGAGAAACACAAAUCUGGUGCCGGGGGAAAAAAGACGAGGAUGCCACAAAAACACAAAGUUUUGGGCCAGUUUCUCCGGGCCUUUAUAGACCUUUUUUGUUCUGCGGGACUGGGCCGUAAUUUUGAGCGUAAAGCAUGAAAAGUGGGGACAAAUGAGCAGCGUUCCCUGAUGGGACGAGUCACAAAGGAGCAGGGCCGGUCCCCCGCAGGCAGCAAUACUGAGACAAGUGUGUCCCACCGCACAAAAAGGACGCAAACGUUUGGAGGCCAUAUGGUUUUUGAAAUUUCCUCACAAUUUCAGACAAUUUGAUGGAUUGAGUUAACCCUCCUUUUAAACAGUUUAACUGGGUGCGAACAAAGGCCAUAAUGCCUACAUAGACUCUCCCUUCAUGAGGGCAUCUGCGGCUAUUAAUGUCUAGCCCUUUUCUUUUCCUGGCGUUUUGAACAAGUCAAUGAAUUACAAUGAAACUGCCCCUUUUUUGUGAGCCGCUUGUCUUUCUCCGCUUUUAGCUCUGGAAUAAUAUGUUUGACUUCUGUCCAAGAACGUUUUCUAAACAAGAAAUGGAUUUUUGUUGGAAGUGUUUUUAAUGUUAAGUAGGGAGCCAUAAAGAGUUUAGACUGUGACAUUUAUGCCAAAGUCUGGUUAGGGAGUCCUUUGUUUGUUUUCUUCUCAUCUCUUUUUUCUUCUUCUGCCUCUUUAUUUCUUUUGUCUUUAAGGAGUUUAAUGAAGCUGAAAACAUGGUGAUGUGAGAAAGAGAGAGUGUCCAAGAGGAACUCAAAAGGCUACCUCCCGUUUAACUCUCUUUGUUCAAAGAAAUGAUAAGUAGGGCUGUCUUCUUGUGAAUUGUUUUAUAGUGUUUGCUUCUUCUUUCAUUUUUUUUAAUUUUUUUUUUUUUUUUACUUUUUACUUUUUUAUUCAGGACAAUCCGAAUAAGUUUAUAGACCUGUAAGCACUUAAUAUGGCUGAAGCUUUUGUAAAUACUCUGUAGGCAAAUUAGUCCUAUAACAAUGUAUAAUUCAGUAACACUUGACUUUAAUCCCCCUAGCAUGUAUAAGCAGUAUAUGGUUUAUACAUUAUAAUAGCUGUAAGCAGAUAUACGUGUUUAUUCAUGUCUUUGUCAACAACUAUACCUCCUCCUGUGGGCUCCCACUGAUGCUGCUGUAUAAACAGAUAAUGAAUGACAAUAUAGUGAAACACAGUUUAGUAAUAAUAUAAAAUGUGUUUUA
Sander lucioperca (pikeperch) is the source of this 3841-nucleotide messenger RNA. It is a transcript of the gene lbx1b, whose product is annotated as ladybird homeobox 1b. The coding region runs from base 475 to 1290 and encodes 271 amino acids. The transcript has 2 exons. NCBI's taxonomy places the organism in Eukaryota, Metazoa, Chordata, Actinopteri, Perciformes, Percidae. Gene Ontology annotation, biological process: regulation of DNA-templated transcription. The record is from RefSeq and is a predicted model, not a curated record. Gene Ontology annotation, molecular function: DNA binding; DNA-binding transcription factor activity, RNA polymerase II-specific.